AUGAUGGCCACAUCAUCACGAUCAACGAAUGAUUUAAACGCUUCUUCAAUAGCACUCAAAGAUGUAUCUUUAUCCACCGCGAAAAAGUUUGGACGCCGGUUCUUAUCGAGCUCCCCUAUUCCACCAAGCAGAAAUCCAGUGCACGUAUCCUCAUCACCGAUGACGGCAAUCAGUUUACCGCGAGCAGCAGAAAUUGCCAUGGUGCGAAAGUGA
Messenger RNA from Opisthorchis viverrini, 213 nucleotides. RefSeq lists its product as hypothetical. The transcript has a single exon. The record is from RefSeq and is a predicted model, not a curated record. NCBI's taxonomy places the organism in Eukaryota, Metazoa, Platyhelminthes, Trematoda, Opisthorchiida, Opisthorchiidae. The coding region runs from base 1 to 213 and encodes 70 amino acids.